Messenger RNA from Pan troglodytes (chimpanzee), 1443 nucleotides. RefSeq names its product potassium two pore domain channel subfamily K member 4 (gene KCNK4). The coding region runs from base 262 to 1443 and encodes 393 amino acids. Lineage: Eukaryota; Metazoa; Chordata; Mammalia; Primates; Hominidae. Gene Ontology annotation, molecular function: outward rectifier potassium channel activity; potassium ion leak channel activity. The record is from RefSeq and is a predicted model, not a curated record. Gene Ontology annotation, cellular component: plasma membrane. Gene Ontology annotation, biological process: stabilization of membrane potential; potassium ion transmembrane transport. The transcript is spliced from 7 exons.
GCGUCGCUGUGCGGACGCGGGGGAGGCGGUGGGAGCGAGCUGCGGGCGCUGCGCGGUGGCCCUGCGGUCUGGCGUGUGCACGCUAGUGUCCACACACGUGUGCGUGGGCUCUGGGUGCCCUGGCGCGGCCGGCACGCCCAUGGGGGCCGGGGAUGCCGGGGCGUCUGCGGAGAGUGCAGGUGGGUGACGACAGCUCCCCAGGAGCCCCCCGCCCGGCCCCUCCAGGCGGGCAGUGGAGCUGGCCCGGCGCCUGGGCGCGCCAUGCGCAGCACCACGCUCCUGGCCCUGCUGGCGCUGGUCUUGCUUUACUUGGUGUCUGGUGCCCUGGUGUUCCGGGCCCUGGAGCAGCCCCACGAGCAGCAGGCCCAGAGGGAGCUGGGGGAGGUCCGAGAGAAGUUCCUGAGGGCCCAUCCGUGUGUGAGCGACCAGGAGCUGGGCCUCCUCAUCAAGGAGGUGGCUGAUGCCCUGGGAGGGGGUGCGGACCCAGAAACCAACUCGACCAGCAACAGCAGCCACUCAGCCUGGGACCUGGGCAGCGCCUUCUUUUUCUCAGGGACCAUCAUCACCACCAUCGGAUAUGGCAAUGUGGCCCUGCGCACAGAUGCCGGGCGCCUCUUCUGCAUCUUUUAUGCGCUGGUGGGGAUUCCGCUGUUUGGGAUCCUACUGGCAGGGGUCGGGGACCGGCUGGGCUCCUCCCUGCGCCAUGGCAUCGGUCACAUUGAAGCCAUCUUCUUGAAGUGGCACGUGCCACCGGAGCUAGUAAGAGUGCUGUCGGCGAUGCUUUUCCUGCUGAUCGGCUGCCUGCUCUUUGUCCUCACGCCCACGUUCGUGUUCUGCUAUAUGGAGGACUGGAGCAAGCUGGAGGCCAUCUACUUUGUCAUAGUGACGCUUACCACCGUGGGCUUCGGCGACUAUGUGGCCGGCGCGGACCCCAGGCAGGACUCCCCGGCCUAUCAGCCGCUGGUGUGGUUCUGGAUCCUGCUCGGCCUGGCUUACUUCGCCUCAGUGCUCACCACCAUCGGGAACUGGCUGCGAGUAGUGUCCCGCCGCACUCGGGCAGAGAUGGGCGGCCUCACGGCGCAGGCUGCCAGCUGGACUGGCACGGUGACAGCGCGCGUGACCCAGCGAGCUGGGCCCGCCGCCCCGCCGCCGGAGAAGGAGCAGCCACUGCUGCCUCCACCGCCCUGUCCAGCGCAGCCGCUGGGCAGGCCCCGAUCCCCUUCGCCCCCCGAGAAGGCUCAGCCGCCUUCCCCGCCCACGGCCUCGGCCCUGGAUUAUCCCAGCGAGAACCUGGCCUUCAUCGACGAGUCCUCGGAUACGCAGAGCGAGCGCGGCUGCCCGCUGCCCCGCGCGCCGAGAGGUCGCCGCCGCCCAAAUCCCCCCAGGAAGCCCGUGCGACCCCGCGGCCCCGGGCGUCCCCGAGACAAAGGCGUGCCGGUGUAG